UGAAAUAUCUGAUCAAGAGAGUAUUAAACAAUAUGGAGAAAUGCAGUUCAGUUCUCCUUUUUACCAAAAUACCCUUCAGGAAGUUGUGACUUCUUCAGGUAUUGGGAGACAAGGUUUUGAAAUGGGUUCUAGAGUUAGGGAAGCUGGCUCAUGGGUAAAUGAUGGAAAUGAAUUGGUUCUUUUUCCAUCUUAUGGAAACCAGAACAAUGGUUCCAGUGUUAAUACUUCUGCUGAAAAGAGUGAUUCUAUGCCGCAGGGCCUAUCACUGUCACUUUCUUCACAUCGACCAUCUGAAUUGCUUACGGUUCAGUUUGGAGGAAGAUUUGGGUCUGAAGAUUUUCAAUCCCAAGCUAAUGGUUCAAGUAGUUCUCAAGAUUCAAAGACUAGUGGUUAUUUGUGUUCAAGUUCAAGUUCAAAAUCACCUCUUACUGUCGGCUAUGGGAGUAUCAUCCAAGGAAAUAUGAGUUCUUCUUCUACAUGUGUUAGACGAAGUACGGCUCCUCUUGGCCCCUUCACUGGGUAUGCAUUGAUUUUGAAAUGUUCUAAGUUCUUGAAACCUGCCCAAUAUCUUCUCGAUGAAUUUUGUAAUGUCACGGGCCCAAGGUUCAUGGGGAUGUGUAAAACAACAGAGAAGGGUUCAAGAAACAUUAUCAGUACAUGUGAUACCGCGAACAUUGAGAUUGAGAUUGGCCCUAGCGCUGGGAGAUCUGGCAUCUCCUCUUCUUCAUUCUACGGUUCUAAUGAAGCUAGUGGUGAAUGUGGAAGUGGAAGUGGACCUUAUCAAUCAUGUCAUCCUGAGUUCCAGCAAAGGAAGGCAAGGCUAUUAUAUAUGCAAGAAGAGAUUUGCAGAAGGUAUAAGCAGUACCACCAGCAGAUGCACAUUGUGGUAUCAUCAUUUGAAUCAGUAGCAGGUCUAAGUGCUGCCACCCCGUACACCACCUUGGCUUUGAAGGCUGUUUCAAGGCACUUCCGGGGCCUGAAGAAUGUCAUCUCAGAUCAGCUUCAACAUAUAAACAGGGCCAUUGGGGAUGAUUUGUCAUCCCCUACCACUGGUACAAGUAGUAGUAAAGGUGAAACAAUUUUACCUAUGCUAAGAUUCAAUGACCGUGUUGUUCAUAAGCAAAAGUCAGGUGGGGACAGUCCAGGCAUCCUUCAACCCCAACAGCACAUCUGGAGACCACAGAGGGGCCUCCCAGAACGUUCAGUUGCUAUUCUUAGAGCAUGGCUGUUUGAGCAUUUCCUUCACCCGUACCCAACUGACACAGACAAGGAUAUGUUAGCUUCUCAAACUGGUCUUACACGAAACCAGGUAUCAAACUGGUUCAUCAAUGCUCGAGUGCGGGUAUGGAAACCUAUGGUUGAGGAGAUACACAUGCUUGAAACCAAAGGAUCUGCUGAGGCCAACCUGACUUCCAGUAGUAAUGUUGGUGAACCUGUUGCCACCAGUGGUAGCACUGAGCCCAUGGGAGAUCAUAACCUAAACAAGUUCACAGUAGAUGCAGUGUCUGAGAAAGGAUCCGAAUGCUCGGGAGUGGUAGCAUUGCCAAACAGGGAGGAUGAUCAGAGUUCUGAACAGUGUAAACAGGGGAAGCGUUUGAGAAUGGAGCAUCAGUUUCCAGCAGAUGUUUGUGGGGGCUUGAUGGGUUUUAUGCCAUACAACCAACACAGGCUAGAGAUUGGGGGGGUAGGAGCUGUGUCACUCACCUUAGGUCUUAGACACAGCGCCGAGGGUGCACAACAGCUGCAGCAUAGGCAGGAAAGACAACAGGAACAUCAGCUAAUCAGUCAUUUUGGGGCUCAGAUGGUUCAUGAUUUUGUGGGUUGAUUUUGGGCUUAAACCUGGAAGGGGGUGGGGGGGGAGGGGAGAUGGGUGAGGGAAGAGAGGAAGAAAUGUUGCUAUAUAUUUAUUGGCUUUGUACUUGCAUGAAUAGAUUUGAUAGAAAUGAUGGCUGAACAGGUUAUCUAGGGGCAGUCGAGCAACCCAAAAGAUUCACUUGGAAUUGAUGUAUCUGGUUUUCUAUCGAUGGAGUUGGUGUUGAAGGCCCACUGUGGGUCUCUGUUGAUGUGGGAAAUG
Molecule: messenger RNA, 2074 nt
Organism: Telopea speciosissima
Lineage: Eukaryota; Viridiplantae; Streptophyta; Magnoliopsida; Proteales; Proteaceae
Product: BEL1-like homeodomain protein 8
Exons: 4
Coding region: 41-1825 (594 amino acids)
Biological process (GO): regulation of transcription by RNA polymerase II
Molecular function (GO): RNA polymerase II cis-regulatory region sequence-specific DNA binding; DNA-binding transcription factor activity, RNA polymerase II-specific
Source: RefSeq, a predicted model, not a curated record